This is a messenger RNA of Eurytemora carolleeae, 549 nucleotides long. RefSeq names its product nucleolar protein 58-like. Lineage: Eukaryota; Metazoa; Arthropoda; Copepoda; Calanoida; Temoridae. The record is from RefSeq and is a predicted model, not a curated record. The transcript has a single exon. Bases 1 to 549 code for a protein of 182 amino acids.
AUGAGUAGAAAAGAAGAGAAAGGAGAAGCUGUAUGGAUGGGAAGGAUGAGUAGAAAAGAACAGAACGAAGAAGCUGGAUGGAUGGUAAGGAUGAGUAGAAAAGAAGAGAAAGGAGAAAGGAGAAGCUGUAUGGAUAGGAAGGAUGAGGAGAAAAGAAGAGAAAGGAGAAACUGUAUGGAUGGGAAGGAUGAGCAGAAAGAAGAGAAAGGAGAAGCUAGGUGGAUGAUAAGGAUAAACAGAAAAGAAGAGAACGGAGAAGUUGUAGGGAUGGGAAGGAUGAGCAGAAAAGAAGAGAAAGGAGAAACUGUAUGGAUCGGAAAGGAUCAGGAGAAAAGAAGAGACAGGAGAAGCUGGAUGGAUGGUAAGGUGAACAGAAAAGAAGAGAACGGAGAAGUUGGCUGGAUGAUAAGGAUGAACAUAAAAGAAGAGAACGGAGAAGUUGGAGGGAUGGGAAGGAUGAGCAGAAAGAAGAGAAAGGAGAAACUAUAUGGAUUGGAAAGGAUCAGGAGAAAAGAAGAGACAGGAGAAGCUGGCUGGAUGGUAAGGUGA